Molecule: messenger RNA, 1255 nt
Organism: Engraulis encrasicolus (European anchovy)
Lineage: Eukaryota; Metazoa; Chordata; Actinopteri; Clupeiformes; Engraulidae
Product: guanine nucleotide-binding protein G(i) subunit alpha-1-like
Exons: 10
Coding region: 152-1255 (367 amino acids)
Biological process (GO): adenylate cyclase-modulating G protein-coupled receptor signaling pathway
Cellular component (GO): heterotrimeric G-protein complex
Molecular function (GO): G protein-coupled serotonin receptor binding; G-protein beta/gamma-subunit complex binding; GTP binding
Source: RefSeq, a predicted model, not a curated record
CAGACGCAAGGAUGUGAGGCAUGCGCGUCCCUUGCCAGGACGACAUAUAGAACAAGACCAGAUAACGGAGGAAACAACAACAAGACUAGUGAUAUUGGCGAGCGCCCCCACACGUCUCCACCUGACCACUCCCCUGGCAGUGCUCCCUUUGAUGAGCAAACGCAAGCCAGAGCUCACAGGCCAGGCCAGGAUGGGAUGCACCCUGACUGCCCAGGACAAGGUGGCCCAGGAGAGGAGCAAACACAUAGACCGAAACCUGCGGGACGACGGAGACAAGGCAUCCAGGGAGGUGAAGCUGCUUCUCCUGGGUGCAGGGGAGUCAGGGAAAAGCACCAUCGUAAAGCAAAUGAAGAUCAUCCACGAGGCUGGCUACUCGGAGGAGGAGUGCACCCAGUACAAGGCGGUGGUGUACAGCAACACCAUCCAGUCCAUCAUAGCCAUCAUCAAGGCCAUGGAGCGCCUCAAGAUCGACUUCGCUGACCCAGCCAGUGAGGAUGAUGCCAGGCAGCUGUUUGUCCUGGCCGGCUCUGCGGAGGAGGCCCUCAUGACGGGGGACCUGUCCGGCAUCAUCCGACGCCUCUGGAAAGAUGGUGGUGUGCAGGCCUGCUUUGCUCGUUCACGCGAGUACCAGCUCAACGACUCAGCUUCCUACUACCUGAAUGACCUGGAGAGGAUCUCCAGUGGCAACUAUGUCCCCACGCAGCAGGACGUCCUACGGAGCAGGGUGAAGACCACGGGCAUUGUGGAGAGCCACUUCACCUUCAAGGACCUGCACUUCAAAAUGUUUGAUGUGGGAGGGCAGAGGUCAGAGCGAAAGAAGUGGAUCCACUGCUUCGAGGCGGUGACAGCCAUCAUCUUCUGUGUGUCCAUGAGUGACUACGACUUGGUGUUGGCUGAGGAUGAGGAGAUGAACCGGAUGCAUGAGAGCAUGAAGCUGUUUGACAGCAUCUGCAACAACAAGUGGUUCACCGACACCUCCAUCAUCCUCUUCCUCAACAAGAAAGACCUGUUUGAAAACAAGAUCAAGAAGAGCCCGCUCACCAUAUGCUUUCCAGAAUACAAAGGAGGGAACACGUAUGACGAGGCGGGAGGGUUCAUCUUGAACCAGUUCGAGGAGCUGAACAAGAGGAAGGACACCAAGGAGAUCUACACCCACUUCACCUGCGCCACUGACACCAAGAACGUGCAGUUCGUCUUCGAUGCCGUUACAGAUGUCAUCAUUAAGAACAACUUAAAAGACUGUGGCCUCUUCUAA